AAUGGCAGGGGAAGUGAACGCAUGGUGAAAGUCGUAAUUUAUCGCAAUAUGGACAUAUCCGCGGAAAAAAGAGAGAACGAGAAAUAAUUUUAUAACUGUUUUAAACUGUUUGAGAAAAAUCCAGUUAUUUGUUAUUGUUUAUUCUAAUACAAAAUCUUUUUUUUUUAGUUUGACGAUCAUAGUUAGUUCAAUAUAUGUGUAUAUUGUAGAAUGUGUGAUUUUAUGCUCUGUGACUAGUUGUUCGGUUGAUUGCUGAUAUAGUUUUUGUUCAACGGUGUUCCUUUAUUGAUCACACUCGACGCACGUGUUUUGAUUCUACGUACCUACACAGCACUACAUCACAGCACGACAUAAGUUUGUAACAUCUGAUCAGUGUGAUUGUGAAACGAAUUGUUCGAACAGUUCGCGCAUAUAUUUCUGAAAGACUGUCGAAUUUAUUUUAGUCCAUUGUUUUGCGUGGGAACGAAAACACAAUGGCGCAAAUAGGAAAUGUGACGGCAGAUCAAUUAAUUGCUGGAUCCAGUGUGUUGUCAAGACCCGCGGAAGAAUUCGACAAUGAUCCAUCCGUAGAAGCAAUGUGGGCGAUGAAAGCCAUGGAACAUGCAGAGGUUUAUUUCAAUAUUUUGUGCUCGGUUGACCCCAAGUUUUUGAAACUCACACCUCACGACGAACAGAUCUACAAGGCGUUUAAAGAUAGUUUUCCUACCAUGAAAGUAGACAAAAUAGACGAAGAUGAACUGAAAUCUCCAGAAGGAAAGGCGAAAUGGAGGCCGUUUUGCGAACAAUUUAGAGACAUUGUAGAGGAUUACAGUUUUGGUACGUUAUUAAGGGCAGAUUGUACCGGAGAUUAUUCAGAAGAGAAUAGCAUAUUGACAACCAGAAUACAGUUCUAUGCCAUAGAACUUGCCAGAAAUAGAGAAGGUUUCAAUGACGGCGUGCGAGAAAAAUAUAAACCAAAGAAAGCUGUAAAAACAUGAUCGAAUAUUGACUGCAACUACGCUAGCGCCACUAAAAACAAAUUCAGACGUAGAAGUUCUCGAUUAUUCCUUUUUAUGAUUUUUAAAUAUGUAAGAAAUAUACAAUUUUAUAAGACAUAUACAAUAAAACAACAAUACGAAAAUAA
Molecule: messenger RNA, 1123 nt
Organism: Pseudomyrmex gracilis
Lineage: Eukaryota; Metazoa; Arthropoda; Insecta; Hymenoptera; Formicidae
Product: protein PBDC1
Exons: 4
Coding region: 474-977 (167 amino acids)
Cellular component (GO): cytoplasm
Source: RefSeq, a predicted model, not a curated record